This is a messenger RNA of Castor canadensis (American beaver), 1956 nucleotides long. The record is from RefSeq and is a predicted model, not a curated record. NCBI's taxonomy places the organism in Eukaryota, Metazoa, Chordata, Mammalia, Rodentia, Castoridae.
AUCUGACUCCCAGCACACUGGGAGCUGAGGGGCAGGCAAUGAGAGCUGCACUCGGGCCAGGGAAGGCAUGAGUGACAGACCUGCAGCAAGGCGGUGGGGUAAGUGUGGACCUUUGUGCAGAAGAGAGAACAUCAUGGUGGCUUUCAAAGGGGUCUGGACCCAAGCUUUCUGGAAGGCAGUCACAGCAGAAUUUCUGGCCAUGCUUAUUUUUGUUCUGCUCAGCCUGGGAUCCACCAUCAAUUGGGGUGGAGCAGAAAAGCCCUUGCCUGUCGACAUGGUUCUAAUUUCCCUUUGCUUUGGACUCAGCAUCGCCACCAUGGUGCAAUGCUUUGGCCACAUCAGUGGUGGCCACAUCAACCCUGCAGUGACAGUGGCCAUGGUAUGCACCCGGAAGAUCAGCAUUGCCAAGUCUGUCUUCUACAUCGCAGCACAGUGCCUGGGGGCCAUCGUCGGAGCAGGAAUUCUCUACCUGGUCACACCUCCCAGUGUGGUGGGAGGCUUGGGAGUCACCACGGUUCAUGGAAAUCUUAGUGCUGGUCACGGUCUCCUGGUGGAGUUGAUAAUCACAUUUCAGUUGGUGUUUACUAUUUUUGCCAGUUGUGACUCCAAGCGGACUGAUGUCACUGGUUCAAUAGCUUUAGCAAUUGGAUUUUCUGUUGCAAUUGGACAUUUAUUUGCUAUCAAUUAUACUGGGGCCAGCAUGAAUCCGGCCCGAUCCUUUGGACCUGCAGUUAUCAUGGGAAAUUGGGAAAACCACUGGAUUUAUUGGGUUGGACCAAUAAUAGGAGCUGUCCUUGCUGGUGGUCUUUACGAAUAUGUCUUCUGUCCAGAUGUUGAACUCAAACGGCGUUUUAAGGAAGCCUUUAGCAAAGCAUCCCAGCAAACAAAAGGGAGCUACAUGGAAGUGGAGGACAACAGAAGUCAGGUGGAGACUGAGGACUUGAUUCUGAAACCUGGAGUGGUGCAUGUGAUUGACAUUGACCGUGGAGAUGAGAAGAAGGGGAAAGACCCAUCCGGAGAGGAAUCUCUGAGAGGCCAUGACACUGAUGCUUCUAACCCUUUGCAGACCUCAGUGAUUGCACAUGACUACUGGCCAGUAAAUGUAAAAUAAAUGAUUGGAUGGAUGGAUGGAUGGAUGGAUAGAAGAAAUACUACAAUCUGCAGGUAUUAACUUGAUCUGUGAGUGAGUGAAAAUCAUAGCCUAUAUUCCAUCUUCCCUUCAAAGGCCACUUUUCACAGAAGAGCUGUCAAUUUCUGAAAGCAUUAGUCAAGAAUAAAAAGGGAGGAGAAAAAAAUGAAUAGAUUCAAAUAAUUAUCAAUUAUGGGCUUUAAAAUUUAUAAAUAUUACCCUCAAGCAUUUAAACCUCAAAGCUCAUUAUGAGGUACGCAUUGCUAUCAUUCCCAUUUCCAAAAAUGAGGAAACCACGUCUCAAAGGGAAUAAGUCAAUUUCCCCAAAUCACAUAACAGUAGUAAAGCAAAAACUGAGACCUAUAACUGAAUGAAGCCAGUCCCCAACAUAACUGCUUUCAAUCUUACAAAGCUCUCCCAUGUAUCUGUCAUGGGAAUCCUCAUUGUUCCACACCAUUCCACACCACCAGGGAACAAUAAAUUAAAUGUAAGUGAUUUUAAUAAGUAUUACAGAGAUACAGCAAAGGUCUCAAAUAAGAGAAUGGGGUGGCCAGGCCUGGUGGCUCAUGCCUGUAAUUCCAGGUGAUUGGGAGAUGAAAACAGGAGGAUUGCAAUUCAAGACCUAGCUGGGCAAAAAGUUAGCAAGACCCUAACUCAAAAAACAGAUUGGACAUGGUGGUUCAUGUCCUUAGUCCUAGUUACUCAAGAGGCAGGAUCACAGUCUGCCUGAAUGGAGGCCAGCAGGGACAAAAGCAUGAGACAAUAUCUGAAAAAAUAAACAAAAGCAAAAAGAAAGGGCUGUGGGUAUAAUUCAAGUGGUAGAGCCU